ACCGCCGCCAUAUUGUGUGACAGUAUUUUGAUUCGUAUCUGUUGGCAGCAAGAAAGGAAAAGAGAAAAUAAGGGGGGAGACGAGGGGGAAAAGAAGAAGAGCUGUCAAAAGAAUUCCCGAGUCUCUGAAACAGCGGAGGGCUGCGGCGUAUUAUCCCCCCUAGUUCGCCGUUCCAAACUGAGUAGGCCAGGGUGCUAGAAUCCCUUCUUGAAGUUCCUCCUCUUCGCUUUUCCGUCAGCACCCCGGCCCAGUGGAGUUUCGGUGGCUGUGUGUCGGGUGUUGAAGGUGGCCCGGGGAGCGGCGGCGGAGACGAUGCUUGACUAACAUGGUCAGUCACACAAGGAACACAUCUCAUGAGUAACUGACAUGGACCAUUGCUCAGCAUAUGUAAAGUGUCAUAUGUCUUCAGCCCAGAAGCUGCGUGAUGCGCGAUAGAGUGAGCGUCCGCCACGCCUGAGGCCCAAGAGUGACCGCAGAGCCCCAGUCCAGCCCCGGCACUACACGAAUGGCCCAGGGAAACCACCAGAUUGACAUCCAGGUUUUGCACGACCUGCGCCAGAAGUUUCCCGAAGUCCCGGAGGGCGUCGUGUCCCAGUGCGUUCUUCAGAACAACAACAACUUGGAUGCCUGUUGCAAGUACCUGUCUCAGGUGAGCCCGGGAUACCUGUACAACGACGGCAACAUCAGCCUCUCCCCCUCCGUCAGCUCCCCCGCGUGCGACGAGCCCAAUUUGGCGCGCCUGCGCAAUCACAUGACUCAACUCACGCUGGGCCGCCAGUGCCAGCAUGUGCCUAGCAACAGCGCCGGCGUUCCGAGGAUGAACGGCAGCCGAGCGCUGUCCCACAGCCUGAGCGAGGGGCCCCUGUCCAGCUCCCCGCAGACGCACGCCACCUUCUACGCCCAGGCCCACGAGCCCCAGUCCGCCCCCCCGCACAUCCCCAUCCCCGCCAGCCUGAACGUCUUCGGCGGGAUGGAGCCAUCCACGCGCAAGCCCCAGCCCCCCCAGCACCUCGGCCUCUACCCGAUGGGCAGCAAAGUGCACGCCAUGGGGGGGCCGCAGGCCCCGCGCUUCAACCCCAUCACCGUCACGCUGGCCCCCAACAUCCAGACGGGACGCAACACGCCCACGUCUUUGCACAUCCACGGCGGGCCGCAGGCCGGGCUCAACAGCCCGUCCGGCGGCAACUCCAUCUACAUCCGGCCCUACGUGAGCGGACCCGGGCCCGGCACGGUCCGGCAGGGUCAGCAGGGUCAGCAGCAGCAGCCUGGGGCAGCCCGUGCGCAGUACAGCCCCACCUCGCAGCCCCAGCAGCAGAUCUACCAGAUCAGCAGUCACCCCUCCAGCCUGACCGGGGGCUCGUGGAGCGGCGGGGGUGGAGGAGGAGGAGGAGGAGGUGGUGGUGGGGGUGGCGGUGGGGGGCUGCCACAUAACCUUACCUCACAGCACCAGUCGCAGCAGGGCCACCAGACCUCGCACGUCUACAUGCCCAUCAGCUCGCCCACCAACCCUCAGGCGCCCUCCUUCCUGCAGGGCAUCUCUGCCGCCGGGGCCCAGGGAGCCUCCUCUUCCUCCUCCUCUUCCUCCGCGUCAUCAUCGGCCUCCUCUUCCGCAGGCGCCGCGUGCCCUUCCUCCUCCAACUCCGCCGCCUGCUCGGCCUCGGGCCUGCCCUCGUCCUGUUCCUACAGCCAGUACAACAUCCAGAACAUCUCCACGGGCCCGCGCAAGAACCAGAUCGAGAUCAAGCUGGAGUCGCCGCAGCGGAGCAACUCGACGGCCACGGCCGUGCUACGCACGUCCUCCUCCUCCUCCUCCUCGUCCUCUUCCUCCUGCCCGGCCUCCUCGUCCUCGCUGGGCGGCUCCACCACCCCGCUCUCCAUCGGCGCGUCGGGCCUGAGCCGCAGCCAGCCCACCGUUUACAUUUCGGCCAGCCCUCCCUCGGCCUCCCUGGCCUGCGGAGUCGAGGACUCGGCGACGAUUCCCCCGGCCUCCUCGCGCUCGCAGCCCAAGUUCUACAUCUCGGCCAACGCCUCGGCGGACGACGGCUCCGGUGGCCGGAACCCGCCCACGUUCUACAUCUCGCGGAGCGAGCACGGCGCCGGCGUCAGCAUGGGCCCGGCCUACAUCCACCACCACCCGCCCAAGUCCCGCGGCGCCGCCUCCUCCGUGGGGGGCUGCGUGGGAGGGCCCGGCUCGGCCACCUCCCCCCGCGUGGUGGUCACCCAGCCCAACACCAAGUACACUUUCAAAAUCACCGUGUCGCCCAACAAGCCCCCGGCCGUCUCGCCCGGCGUAGUGUCGCCCACCUUCGAGCCCACCAACCUCCUCAGCCUGCCGGCGGACCACCACUACGUGGAGCAGGACCCCCAGCACGCCUCCGACCCUCUGGCAGCUCACCGGGACCGAGCCAGCGAGCCCCGCCGACUCAGCAUGGGCUCCGACGACGCUGCCUACACGCAAGCCCUGCUCGUCCACCAGAAGGCCCGGAUGGAGCGGUUGUGGCGCGAGCUGGAGCUGAAGAAGAAGAAGCUAGAGAAACUAAAAGACGAAGUCAACGAGAUGGAGAAUGACCUGACCAAGAGAAGACUCCAGAGAUCCAAUUCUGUCUCUCAAAUUCCCUCGAUUGAGGAAAUGCAGCAGUUGCGGUGCAAGAACAGGAUACUGCAGAUUGACAUUGACUGCCUAACCAAAGAGAUCGAUCUCCUUCAAACACGAGGACCAUACUUCAACCCCAGUGCAAUUCAGAACUUCUAUGACAGCCUUGAAUGCUUCGGUCCGGUCCCUCCAAAACCCAAAGGGUCAGAGUACCCUGGCUCACUGGACAGGAGAGGACGAAAAAUAAACGUCUCCUCCAAGUUAAAGAUGGACGCCUCUGCUGCUCUUCCUCCUCCUGUCCCUCUGGACUCCCCCAGUAAGAGUGUGAAGGCGGUAGCCGACUCAGAGGAGGACGAGGGCACCCAGUGGAGCUGCACGGCCUGCACCUUCCUCAACCACCCCGCCCUCCUCCGCUGUGAACAGUGCGAGUUCCCGCGCCACUUCUGAGCCACAUCGGACGCCACACACCGACCGACGCCGGGGCCCCCGCACAGCAUCAACAAACACACACACACACACACACACUCCGCUACAGUGGGAGAAUGGACGACUCUUCUUCCUUCAUUCUUCUAGUCAUAUUGAGAAAACACGGACAGGGUUACCAGUUUUGUUUGUUGUUGUUGUUGUUGUUCGUUGGUGUCCUGUUUUUUUUUUUUUUUUCUCCAAGGUUUGUCGAAUGCUUAAUCAUUGAAGGCUUGACUGGAUAGAGUUGUGUCUCUUAAACAAACCAAACAAACAAAAGAAGCAAAACAGUUUAAAAAAACACAAACGCAAGCCAGCAGCGCCGGCGGUACCUCUUCUUGGAGUGUGUGUGUAUGUACGUGUGUGCCACACACACACACACACACACACACACACACACACACACACACACACACACCACUGCCCCACCCAGCUCCGAGGGACAUUCCUCUGUCAAAGGGAGACCCUCCUUCCUCCCUUCUUCAGUAUUAUCAGAGUACUGUGCCUCGGUGUGAAAACACACACACACACACACACACACACACACACACACACACACACACACAUACAUACACAUACACAUACACACAUACACAUACACAUAAACACUGCCCGUACGCACACACAGGGAAGGCUGUGUGGAUGCCAGUGAUUGGGGUUCUUCUCCUUAACGGCAGGGAGAGGAAUCGGGAUCUGGACUCGAGUGUGUGAGCAUGAUGGGGAAUCUACACACACAGGCUCCUUCUGGGCCAGACUGAUGGCCACAUCUGGGUCGCUGUGUGCAGGGGCUGAUGGGAAGAUUAGGCGGAGUUUCUGCCACUGAUUGGGGGUGAAAAAAGGAAGCAAACGAUUCUCUGUUAUUCUCCUUUUUCUUUGAGAGUACUCCUCACCAAAACUGGCGCCUCUGCAAAUUGUAGCGAAAAAAACAACCAAAAAAGAGAAAAACCUAAACUGCAUGCUUUACAUGUCCAGUCAAUGGAGGAGAAAACUAUUCCCCUGAACUUAUAACUGUACAUAGUUUUAGAAUGUGCUUUUAAACAAUGAAAAAGAUGCCUCCUUCUCACACUAUGAAUCUCUUAUAUUUCUUGUAAGUAUAGCUCUAUAGACUUCCUAUAGAAUAACGUUUCCUCUUUUCUCCCCUCCCUCUCCCUCAUUUCUUCUUGAACAUGAAUAAGCACGGUUUCCCCAUUUUUGUAAGCUUUUGAACUUGAUUUCUGUGAGGAGGGAAGCAGUGCCUAUGGGAAGCGGAUUUGAUUUUUUUUUUUUCCAGGACGUGUUCAUGAAGCUCUGGGCCGCUCGCCUCUCCUUACUGGCAUACAAAGCUGCUGACGGUCCUACGUACGAUCUGCGCAUGCAGCGGAAGUCGGAAGAUGGAAUUAUUUGUUUUCUUUUGUUGUUUUUUUUCCUCGUCUCUGAAGAUGCAAGAGAACUUUGGACUGUUAACAAGGACAAAAACAAGCCCACAAAAAAGGAUUGACUAACCAUCUUAUCUGACAACUGGAAUGUAGGUUUAAUAUUUGGGGAUUUUUACACCUCUGUGCCAAGAGAAGUGUGCAUUUUUACCGAUGCACCCAUAAACAUUUUAUAGAAAAAGAAACUAUAUAUUCUCCAGAGUAAAGUUUGAGGGCUUGGACUAUUUUUUUGGGAGGGUGGGGGUUGGGGUGAUGUUACCUGGGUGUAUGUGCGCAGCUUGAUCUAAAAAGAUGAGUGUUCAGCAAAGUGUCACGGUGGUGGUUAGAUUGGGUUUGCAAGUAAACUACGAAAUCAAUCGAUUACAGUCAACCAAAGCUCCAGGAUGCGGCUGUGCAUCCGGCAGCCCCGUUGUUCAAGUGCCUAGCACCUGUGAUCACCUACAUGUGCCUAAAGCCAGAAGGACUUGACCUCGGCUAAGACUACACAAGCCUGAACAGACAGUGCCACAAGGGAUUCUUUCCCCCUCCCCCCAAAGUAUGUUGGUCCUAACUAUUGAUUUGAGAAUUCAGUGUUUACUGUUUUAUUGAUUUUUACCUUAAUAUUUGAAGUUUCUUUUUUUUUUCCUCAGAUUUGUGAAAAAAAAAAUUCUCACGUGUUGCAAUUUGCUGCCUCACCCUGCUGGAUUUGAGUGCUUUGUGUCUGAGUAAUCUAAGCAGUCACCAGUCAAACGUGUCAUUUUUUUAAAAAGCUAAAGCAGAAACACCAAAAGGCGUUACAUGGAUGAAAUUGGUGGAAGGGUAGAGAGUUAAACUGAUACAAUUUCUCUGAAGCACUUAUGUGAUACUUUGACCUGUUUUAAAAAUAAAAAAGGAAAUCCAGUAUCUGCUUCAGCCAUAGCCCAUUGAGACGAGUCUGUUCAUACGUGUUUUAUUAAUUAAAAGCAAAAAAGAGAGACUAAUUUGGAUAUCUAAAAGUUGUUUUUGAUUUUAGCUGGGAAAACUGUCUUUGUAACAGAUAAGUUAUUUGUAAAAAUAAAAAAAAUCUAUUC
Alosa sapidissima (American shad) is the source of this 5516-nucleotide messenger RNA. It is a transcript of the gene tab2, whose product is annotated as TGF-beta activated kinase 1 (MAP3K7) binding protein 2. The record is from RefSeq and is a predicted model, not a curated record. Gene Ontology annotation, molecular function: ubiquitin binding; K63-linked polyubiquitin modification-dependent protein binding. Bases 506 to 3040 code for a protein of 844 amino acids. The transcript is spliced from 9 exons. Gene Ontology annotation, biological process: positive regulation of protein kinase activity. NCBI's taxonomy places the organism in Eukaryota, Metazoa, Chordata, Actinopteri, Clupeiformes, Clupeidae.